AUGUCGCCCGCAGCCGCAUCCAUGGGCUCCGCAGAACGAUCGACGGAGUCGCAGCAAACGGUAUACGGUACCGCUGUCACCGUGGAAAACGGGCAGGAGAUGCAGGAGCCGGCGGAGCAGGAGACCUGCAGGAGACAGGCUAAUCUUGAAGGCUUGCAGCUGGGAUACAGUGUGGUUCCUAGCGAGAAGAGGUUCAUGGUUCUACACGCUUUCCUGAAGAGGAAACAGUCUAGCAAGAAGAUAGAGUGUGCUGAUAUCCACGAGAAACAAGAGCAGCACGACCGAACCGCAACGUUCUCCGCCUUCUGCACGGCAGAGAAGGGUGUCUUGUUAUGCACUAAUGUGGCAGCACGUGGACUUGAUCUUCCUGAUGUGGAUUAUAUUGUGCAAUACGAUCCUCCGGCAGAUGAACCAGAGGAUUACAUUCAUCAUGUUGGACAUACUGCACCUGGUGAUAAAGGAAAAGCAGCUGUAUUGUUAUUCUUACUGCCCCAAGAAUUAGAGUUCCUUAUCUCCCUGAGGGCAGCCAACAUUUAUCUCACAGAACACCAGUUUAACAACAAGAAUGUGCCAAAUCUGCAAGCACAUUUUGAGAAAAUCGUUGGCGAGAACUACUUCCUGCAUCAGUCAGCUCAACAAGCCUACAGAUCCUACAUUCUAGCAUACAACUCACACACCAUGAAAGACAUCUUUAAUGUUCAUGGUCUCAGUUUGAAGGACGUAGCUGCAUCAUUCUGCUUUAGGAACCCUCCAAAAGUGGAUAUUGGCCUGGAGGGCAGAGCUAUGAAGAAAGUAGGUUAUAACAGGGGCGUUGAUUCGAGAGAGAGGCGAAAGAGGCGUCGCAUCAGUGCUGCAGAUCCUUAAUUAUAACUGACAAUUUGCAAGAUUCCAGAGAGGGUCAGAUUUUCGCGGUGGUUUAAGAUGUCGGAGGUGAUAACAGCAGAGCUUUGAACUCACUUGGCUCUGUACAAUUUUGCUAGACGGCUUGAUAUUAUGGCAUCAGAGUUGUAGUGCGGUUUACCUGUUGAAUCUUACUAUGUAAGCUUAAUCCUUCUUUGCUCUACUAAUUUUACUACGGAGGAGUCCAAAAUUGAGGGAGAAAACUCAGCUUAGAAAUAUUUACAACAACAGCAUCUUGAUUCCUGAGCCUACCACUGACAAAGCAGGGGUGAGCUGACGCGGACUACGUGUGAUUCCAGUCAGGCGAUUACAACCUGUGUAUACAACAUAGGUAAGAGGAGCUGAUGAACUAAGCGGGGGCGCAGGCGAUGCAGGCCAGGUAGAAGAAGACGGCGGAGGCGCCGUCGCCCUGCUCGCCGCCGCCUGCGCCUGCCAAGUAGCUCCGCUUGAAUCUCCCCCGUUCUCCGGCCUCGCUGCACCGCAGCAUCCUCCUCUUGAUCGCCGCGAUGGCGUCUCCACCACCUUGCCUCCUUGUCCUCCUCCUCGUCGCCGCCGUCUCCCUCUUGGUCCCCUCCGUGGUGGCGGCAGCCUCGUCACCUUCGUCGUGUGUAAGCCUAUGCACCAUCUCGAUCUACGUGUGUGGAGUCUAUUUGCUGAGCGCCUCACUCUGUCG
Messenger RNA from Triticum urartu, 1573 nucleotides. Its product is annotated as DEAD-box ATP-dependent RNA helicase 27-like. NCBI's taxonomy places the organism in Eukaryota, Viridiplantae, Streptophyta, Magnoliopsida, Poales, Poaceae. The record is from RefSeq and is a predicted model, not a curated record.